This is a messenger RNA of Camelina sativa (false flax), 1073 nucleotides long. The record is from RefSeq and is a predicted model, not a curated record. NCBI's taxonomy places the organism in Eukaryota, Viridiplantae, Streptophyta, Magnoliopsida, Brassicales, Brassicaceae.
AUGGCUUUGUAUGAGGAUCACUNGUUGAUUGCCCAUGAUGGUCAUGUUAAGUUGACAGAUUUUGGGCUUUCAAAAGUUGGGCUUAUCAACAGCACAGAUGAUCUUUCUCGUCCAGUUUCCAGUGCAACGUCGCUGCUUGUUGAGCAGAAACCAAAAUGGCCAACGUUGGAGCAUAAGCGGUCUGCUGUGGGCACUCCUGACUACUUAGCGCCAGAAAUUCUUUUGGGGACAGGACAUGGUGCAACUGCAGAUUGGUGGUCUGUUGGCAUCAUUUUGUAUGAAUUCAUUGUGGGGAUUCCACCCUUCAAUGCUGACCAUCCGCAGCAAAUAUUUGACAAUAUUCUCAACCGUAAUAUACAAUGGCCUCCUAUUCCUGAAGAUAUGAGCCAUGAAGCCCGUGAUUUGAUAGAUCGGUUAUUAAGGGAAGAUCCUCACCAGAGACUUGGGGCUAGAGGGGCAGCUGAGGUCAAGCAGCACAUCUUCUUUAAAGACAUAAACUGGCAUACGCUAGCACAGCAGAAGGCCGCAUUUGUGCCGGAUUCAGAAAAUGCUUUUGACACAAGUUACUUCCAUAGUCGCUACUCGGAGAAAUAUCCGGACGAAGAAUGUUUAUCAACCAAUGAGAAUGAAGAUUCUAGUGAUGGUGACAGUUUGAGUGGCAGCAGUGGUCGGUUGAACAAUCAUCACGACGAGGGGGUUGAUAUACCCCGCGGACCUGCGGAGUCUGAAACUGGUGUCUCUGAAAAUUACCCAUUCAAUAAUUUCUCGUUCAAGAACCUCUCGCAGCUGGCAUUUAUCAACUAUGAUCUGAUGUCCAAAGGUCACAAAGAUGAAAGAUGAAACCCAACCAAGUUCGCAUCGAAGAUAGCAGCAAACAAAUGAACAUAACUUAUUAUUCUGUCCAUAGACCGGAAGAAAAACAAAAGCAAAAGGAAAACACUAUUUGAUCGUACAGCGCACAACCGCACAUGUGGUUUAUUGGUGUUUUGCGGUUUGAUAUUUGUUUGGAUUUGUGGUUUAACAUAUUUAUGUACAUGAUCUGAGACUAUUGCUUUCCACCUUCACAGAAGGUA